UAAAAAAAGAAAUUGCGCAGAGAGAGACAGAGAGAGAGAAAAGCAAGAGAGAUAGACUGGGAGAGAGUUUAGAGCGAGAAAGGGUUUUCGGUGCAGCAGCACGAGAGCGAGCGACAUAUAGAGAGAGGGAGAGAGAGAGAGAGAGAGAGAGAGAGAGGGCUUUAUAGAGAUAUCUUCGUUUGUUUGCUCUUCUUCUUGCUCUUGGCGAAAGGAAACCCCAGCGAGUGACGAACCCUAUCAGCCUUCCCAGAUCUGAGUCUUACUCAGAGAGAGAGAGAGAGGGAGAGGGAGAAUGAGUGGGAGAGGAGGAGGAGGCGGUAGUGGGAAGGGAAGUAAUGGGAUAUCGGCAAUCCCAGCGGCGUCAAGGAAGAUGGUGCAGAGCUUGAAGGAGAUUGUGAAUAACUGCACCGAGCAGGAGAUCUAUGCUAGUCUUAAAGACUGUAACAUGGACCCCAACGAGGCCGUUAAUCGCCUCCUAACCCAAGAUCCCUUUCAUGAGGUGAAAAGCAAACGAGAAAAGAAAAAAGAGAAUAAGGACACAACGGAUUCCAGGUCUCGUGGCGCUAAUAAUGCUUCAAAUCGCAGCGGUAAGGGUGGCGCAGACCGUUAUGUUGGACGUGGUGGAUCAAACCAGUUUAGCUCUACUGAGUCUGGUAGUUUAUAUGGUAAACCUGCCUACAAGAAGGAAAAUGGAACACAUGCUUAUGCAGGCUCUUCAUCUUCUGGAUCCGGCAUGGCAGGAAAUAACAUGAGUCGACGACCUCCAUCUUACAGUGAAUCUGUAGCCUUGGAAAAUAAAGUGUUGAUAGUGGGCACAAGUAAUGGCAUGUCUUCAUCAACACAGCCUUCUGGAUUUCAAUCUGCCUGGCUGGGCGUCCCAGGUCAUGUAUCAAUGGCUGACAUUGUUAAGAUGGGUAGGCCACAUGGCAAGGCUUCCACUGUGCCAAACCCAGCUAUCCACAGUGGCAGCCAUCAAAAUGUUUUGACAACUUCUUCUGCAGCAACACAUCAUAAUUUGCAUCCAUUGCAAGAUCAUGCUGCCAAUGUGACAGACAUAAAUGCUGAGCCAGGAGUUGACACAAGCCAGCACCUUCCUUCCGAUGACGACUGGCCUGCAAUUGAGCAACAACCAGCUGCUAUUUUGUCCUCUGUUGUAGAGGCACCUUCAGAUUCUGAUUCAUAUGCAGAUCCAUCUAACUUAUCUUUGGAUAGAGGUAAUCAGCAUACAAAGUCCCAAUUAGAUGAGGUUCGGGUAGCCGAUGAUUUGCCUGUUGAGAUGCUUAAUGCAAACCAUGUUGGACCUACUUCUGUGUCCAGUAGAAAUAUGCAAGAGGACAGUUCUGGAGGUGCAUCUGUCUUUGAUAAUAGCAUGUAUGAGGACAUGGAUUCCUACCAGCCUCACAGUCAUGAUUUAGAGCAUAAUGAAGCGGAAGAUGGUGUUUCAUCAGUGGCCGCUAAUUUGCAGCAACUGAAUUUACGGAAAGAUGAUCAGGCAGCACCAUCUGAAGAGGAUAACCCUCCUGUAAUAAUUCCAAAUCACCUCCAAGUCCAUACCCCUGACUGCUUGAACCUGAGCUUUGGGAGUUUUGGAUCUGGGCCAUCUGGUACUGGUGCUGCCUUUUCUGCGACUGGUUCAUUUGCUACUAGGCCCUUGAAAUCUGACUUGGAGGAGACAUCUACAGCAGCGGAUAUCUCAUCAAUUGGGCACUCAGACUCUAGAAAUCCUGAAUAUUAUGGGGAUGAGCAUCUCGGAAGUACCACAGAUGGAAGUCUAGUUCAUAGAACUGCUGGGAGCACUGUAAAUUAUGAUUCUCCUUCAGCUUCACAACCAGAGGUGUUGAAGCAGGAAACCCCUGAAGUUGCUCAUGGGAAUCAAUAUGCAUUCCCUUCAUCUGCAUCCGAUUUUGCAUAUGACAACCCCCAACAAUUCAGUACUGCAUUUACUCAUCCACAGACAAGCUCACAGAUGCAGAAUCUUGCUUCUUUCUCAAGUGUGAUGCAGGCAUAUACAAAUUCGUUGCCCAGCACUUUGUUGGCUUCAACUGUCCAGAAUUCAAGGGAGGAUCUUUCAUACUCACCCUUUCCUGUGACACAAUCAAUGCCCACAAAAUACAGCAAUGUGGCUUCUUCUAUCAGUGGUCCUACCAUUUCCAUGCAAGAGGCUUUGGGCGCUGGUAAUAUUUCUACACCUCAGCCUCCUCCACAGAGCCUGCCUGGUGCCAGCGUUGCCACAGGACCUGCUAUUCCGCAACACCUUGCUGUGCACCCGUAUUCCCAACCUAAUCUUCCUUUGGGACAUUUUGCCAACAUGAUCGGCUAUCCAUUUUUGCCUCCUCAGAGCUACACAUACAUGCCCUCGGCUUUCCAGCAGCCGUUUGCUGGUAACAGCACAUACCAUCAGUCUCUGGCAGCAGUGCUACCACAAUAUAAAAACAGUGUUUCUGUCAGUAGUUUGCCUCAAUCUGGUGCUAUUGCCUCUGGAUAUGCAUUUGGGAGUUCAACCAGCAUUCCUGGAGGAAACUUUCCUCUGAAUGCACCCGCUGCACCUACCGGCACAACUGUUGGCUAUGAUGAUAUUAUAAGUUCUCAGUACAAGGACAGUAAUCAUUUGAUCUCGCUUCAGCAGAAUGAGAAUUCAGCCAUGUGGGUUCAUGGGCCUGGUUCACGAACAGUUUCUGCACUUCCGAGCACAUAUUACAGCUUCCAGGGGCAGAAUCAACAGGCUAGCGGGUACCGGCAAGGUCAGCAGCAAUCGCAGCAUUUUGGUGCUCUUGGGUACCCAAAUUUCUAUCAUUCUCAAACUGGGUUAUCAAUGGAACAUCAGCAGCAAAAUCCUAGGGAUGCAUCCCUUGGUGGAUCUCAAGGCCAACAAUCAAAGCAGUCUCAACAGAUAUGGCAAAACAACUACUAAUCUCAGUCACCUCCCGGUUUUUCAGGGUCUUGUAGUGAGUGUGAAAGUGGCCAUUCAUAGGCAUUCUGCAGUCUAAUAAUCUCUCAUAUGUUUCAUUGAUUGGUCUGAAGAGACCUUGACUGGCUGCUGCCCUGUGCCACCGAGGUUGUAUUCUACACAUUUAUGUCCUGUUAUGUUUAACCUAGGAACACGUGUGCUAAUUUGAGUUUAGUGGACAACGCCGAUUCUCUCUUUCACUGUUUUUCUUAUUCUCUCAUUGUACUUGAAAGUUGUUUUUGGUUUGGUUGGAGAGUCCUAGCUAACUUUGUUAUCUCUAUCCUUACUAACCGAUAACCGAUUGCCUGUUUUGUGUAA
This is a messenger RNA of Corylus avellana, 3265 nucleotides long. RefSeq lists its product as uncharacterized. The record is from RefSeq and is a predicted model, not a curated record. NCBI's taxonomy places the organism in Eukaryota, Viridiplantae, Streptophyta, Magnoliopsida, Fagales, Betulaceae. Gene Ontology annotation, molecular function: protein binding.